This is a messenger RNA of Microstroma glucosiphilum, 1584 nucleotides long. RefSeq lists its product as hypothetical. Lineage: Eukaryota; Fungi; Basidiomycota; Exobasidiomycetes; Microstromatales; Microstromataceae. The coding region runs from base 1 to 1584 and encodes 527 amino acids. The record is from RefSeq and is a predicted model, not a curated record. The transcript has a single exon.
AUGCCCUCGGCUGUGCCGGGGCUCUCGACUCCCGCUCCACCGUACCAAGACGCAACAGCACAAGCGUCAUCGCCUACCCCAACUCCUUCUACUUCCACGCAACCAUGUUCCACCAGUCAUCAGGCUCAGGUGGCCACAACGUCUCCGGCAAAGAGAAAGCGAGUCAGGCGCGAUGUCGCAACUGUUGCCGAAUGGGCUCGACUGCACGCCGACUGUGGAUGGACUUUGGCCCGGAUUGCAGAGGAAUUUGAGACUAUGCCCUCUACGAUCUUUAGCGCUAUCAACCCCCCCGCUAGAAAGAAGGCAAAGAUCACGGACGAGAUGGUGCCUACAGUCAUUAGGACCCUGAGGUCGCCAGCUGCGAGCCUGCAAGACCUCCAGGAUGCCAUUGUAGCUUCUCACGGCGAUGUUGUCCCGAUGGAUCAGAUCAAAUCACUCGUUGCUCGAGAUGUUCAUGGUCGACUCACACCUCUGCCGGUACGUCUUGGCCUUCAUGAUCCUCUUGCCGAAGAGAAGUUCAGGCAGGAUCUCGAGUACCUUGAUCCCAACGACACCCGCAACAUCAUAUGGGUCGGCCAAGCCCAAGCGCACAUCACUCUCUGUAAUGGCAAUACCAAAUGCAAGGAUUUGACCGGCCCCAUUCUCCCACCAGGCGAUUUGAGCAACAAGUACCUCAUAACAACGGCAGUCGUGGCUAUGACCUUUGACACUACCAUUUACGACCGCACCUACUUUGGUCUCCUGCCUCGAGAGGCUCCCGCUGAGCACGACGAAGAGGGAACACCAAUCGUUAAUAGCGCUUGGACGAUAUGGCAGGCUCUAGCGGCAACUGUCGAGCAACAAUACUGGUCUUUCCAGGGAGAGACACUGUACAUGCCCACCUGCAUAAUCGUCGACGAGUCGGUACUGGACGCCUUCCCUGUACUGGCCGACUUGUGGGCAGCCAGCAAGUGCAUCUUCUACAGACUGCCGCCAUGCUUGCGCAAUCUCAGUCCUGUACAUGCGUAUGCCGAAGACCUCCCUCCUAUCGUCUGUCGCAAGCAGGACACAGAAGUCCAAGAUGACCUGGUGCAGAGGCACAUUCUGAAGCACUGGGACACUUUAUCUCCGGCGUUUUCAGAGAGGGCUUGUCGAAAGCUAGCUAAGUUCAGGAACGGAAACGAAGAGCCGAUCACGGCAACGAACCGCAGACUGCUCCGUGGGGAAGACCAUAGGGAGAACUCACCCGAGAUGAUAGAUGGAGAGGCCAGCUUUGCGGCCCUUGAAGAUGACGAGAUGUCUAGCUCUUCCUCCGACUUUCCAGACCACUUGUUGCCUCGCAGAGGUCUUGAGGAUGGACAUUCGACAUGUCAAACAGCAGAACGUCAUGUAUCUUCAGUCGCAAGCUCUCGCUCUGGGCGUCGAGAGCGAGGGCCACCACAAGGGUCGUCUGCUGAUGGGACCAACACCAGACGUCAGCGAGGACCAAGAUUCUCGACGGCAUCUCUGUCCGGUUCGGAGCAACGAGCAAACAGACAGUCCGACAUGCCUCCUGAUACUCAUACGACUACGCCGGGUGUGUCACCUUCUCAUGCUGCAGAUUGA